Messenger RNA from Cylicocyclus nassatus, 2229 nucleotides. The record is from the annotation of a GenBank genome assembly. Lineage: Eukaryota; Metazoa; Nematoda; Chromadorea; Rhabditida; Strongylidae.
AAACCUAUGCAUUUCAGCUAUGUCGGAGGAGUCCGCAACCACUCCACCCGUCGUAGCUGAAAAUGGGGAGAAAGCGGCGGAAGCUGAAGUUACAUCGAAAAUGUCCGAAGUGAAAAUUGAAGAGAAAGCGGAGGAAAAGAAAGAAGAAAACCAAGCUGCCGCCGACGCUCCUCCACAAGUCGAGCAGGACGUGAAGAACGACUCGCGAGAAAAUGGAGAUGACGGCUUUCAUACACCGGAAGCAACCGAUGGUGCACAGAAGGAAGAUGCUGAACAUAAGGAAAAUGCUGAGAAAGGCGAUAAAGAAGGCGAGACCAAACUUGACGAUGAUGAGAUCGAGGAUAAUCCCGCAUACAUUCCUAGGAAAGGUAGGUAUUAUAUGCAUGAUUCUCGUGACGCCGAAGAAGAGGUGGAGGAGGAAAAGAGAACCAGUAGAGCCGACGGAGCCUGGAAACAUGACAGGUUUGACGAACGUUGGCAACGUCCGAAGACAAAAAAGCAAAUUAUGACUCGCUAUGGUUUUGAUAUACGAGAAGGAGAAACUCAGGAAGAAGCUGAGGAAAACCAGCGAAAACGUUCUACUGAGAAGGCUGUUGCAAAAAAGGAGACUUCUGAAGAAACUGAAGCUGCUGGGGAGAAAAGACGAGCAAAAAAAGCACCACCCAAGGGGAAAGUACGCCCUCGCAUGGAAAAGUCUGAAAAUGCUUCCGCAAAAACUCGUCCGCAGAAAGUGCAGAAGUCGGAGAGUAAGUCUACCGAUGAGCGGCCUUCGCAAGGAGAAGAGCGGGUUACGAAUUCUCGACGCGAUGACGAUGACGACGACGAUAUUCAUGUAGGUCAGCGACGUCAAGUGCAUCAGGAUCAUCGUCGCGAACGUCACGAUCGUGAUGUGCGUGUCGUACGCAAUGUGCGCGGCAGUAGAGGUGGUCUUGGCGGACAUCGUAUCGAAAGACACGCUCCAUCGAAGGACCGUUAUGAGCGCGAUCGUUAUAGAGACCAUGACGGCGAAGGAAGAGGAUAUAAAAGGGAUCAACGACACGAAGAACGAAACUAUGAGAAUCACAGACGUGGAGUGAUGAGAGGCAGUGUGAGAGGAGCCAGCUCAUACACGCGUGGACAACCGACGCGAACAUUCACAGCAUUGAAUCAUGACAACAACUAUCAACGCGAUGAAGUGCCACCACAGAGAAAUGCAGGAUAUUCGCCAAGAGCUUUAGACAAUGGCGCUUUCUAUGACACCCGAGGCAGCUACGUGCCUCGUGGUGGUUACGUUGGACGAGGACGUGGAGGAAUUGUAACAUCUCCACGCGGUGGUUACUCUCCGCGCGGUGACAGCUUCCCAACGCGGGGAUUCACAGGACCGAAGCGAUACUCCGAACAACGUGGCGAAAUCUUACCGCCGGCAACGAUUGCUGUACCACCACCGAUUCCUCCACCACAGCAUAACUUCAGUAUGCCGCGUCAGCCGACAGAUGUGGUAUACUUCGAUCCCACCCAGCAGCCAAGCAGGCAGCCAUUGCCACCACGUGAAAAGAAAAUUAUCGAAAUAGUGCCACCGUCGAACUGAGCUGCUCCAAUACGAGACGAGUCAUAUCGACUACAGCCUGACGAGGGAGGCUCUCAGCCGAAGUUCUUACCCGCUGAUUCAGCAAAGUUGUGUUCCUUAUGGUUGUCUUUGUACUUGUCUAGGGCGCUCUAUAUACCCUCUUCUGUAGAGGGGCAUUGCAGAUUGCAAUUAUUCAUCACCACAAGAAACUAUGCUGACUAGCGGACCUAUCCAAGCGCCCAAGUUUUUGACUGGCACUCACUUAUGUGCCGCUCAUGGUUGCUACUGAUUCAGUGAGAGCUCAAGAGUUUCCCUUGAUCAGUUUGUUGUUGCUCCAAUAUUGAAACAAAGUAGGGUUAAACGUUCUUCGAAUGUGUUAUGAGCCACAGAAUUCCUUGUCCCGUCACCCAGAAAUGCAUGUGCUUGAGAUUCAAUUAGAAAAUCCAAAAAGUCUAUAUUUAUGUGGCAUUUGCUAGCUUCGAGCACCAAUUUGUUGAGUUGCAUGGAAGAAAUAUUUUUCCUAUUACUCAGCUGGUUUCUGUUCAGUUUUGUUCAUUUUAUGUCUUCGAUUUCACUAAAUUCUUACCAUAAUUUGCACUCGUGUUGAAAAUUUGCGUUUUUCGAGGUUGCAUUAACUUCGCUUAUAAAUUCGAGAAAAAGUACAAAACUGAACUGAUUGGGGA